GGGGCGUGGCCCGAAGCUAACGGGUCACGAGACGGGGCUUCGAAAACGGCGGAAACACCUCUACCAGACGCGCAGCCCGCGCGCGCAAUGCCCCUUCCGGUCACGUGUAAGGUCGUGGGCACGUGCCGGCGCCACUGCGAACAACUAGUGUUGCUGCAAGCGCCGCCUUGGAAUGUUGGAAACUUCUGGAAAGCCUGUGUACACGCUCAAGUGUGCGGCGUCCGCAAAGUGAGGACAGGGAAAGUGCUCAAGGCUAAGCAGGAAGUUCACGGGGACAGCCUGUACUUUGCAUCCAGGACCACGCACCUGAUUAGACACCCCUGCAAGGAGCGCGUAGUGGCGUACCUGGGAAGGCAAGUUUUCCUCUCAACAGACAACUUCGAGAGCAGCCUGCCCCCGCUCACCAUUCCUACAGCCAUGCAGGUUGGUGUGCCCCAGGUCACCUCGGCGUAUUUUUCUGAAGCCGGCCUGCUCUUAGUCAUUAAUCAGAACGUCUAUCUUUAUUCCCUCGACACUGGCACCUGGAGGGCAUCUAAAGGUAUAGAACAUCCGGUCUCUCACAUCUCGGGGGGCACCUGCUGUUACAUGGGCAACUCGUUCUGCACGGAUGUGAGUAAUACACUCUUCGCAUAUAUGCUGGGAGAUGACUUAGGGAAAACUGUUAUAUAUUAUUCAGAGGACGAGGGAGAGACCUUUAUGGACUACGACUCCCCAGGACUGGCAGUGUUCUCCGGGACUUUGGGUGGAAUCUUCUUUUUCCAGUCCUUUUCACAACUCGGGAUGCUCAUAGUCAGAAAGAAGAAGGUAGGGGGGCUAGUGAGCGGCGCGGUGCCUGUACAAUUGUGUAAAAAAGAAAAGAAAAAGGAGGAGGCGCCCCUGGCCUCCCGGACUGACCGGGAUCACCCCCUGCUGGUGACAACCAUAGAUGCGUCCAGAACUUGCCAUGCAUCCCUGGUGGGGGGGAGGGGGGCAGAGUUACCUACGUCGGGAACCACAGAUCGAGGCGCUAAGAAAGAGAGCAAUCGGUAUGCCUGUCAUUACCCACUCACGGGGACACUUGUCACUUUCUUCCAGGCGGCAUUUGCCUACUCAGAUCCCCCCCUCAGCAGCAGUUUUGGGGUCCCCUUUGCCUACAAUGAGAGUCUGGAAGUGCACUUGCCCCCGGGACACAGAGGCAUCCUGAUCCUCUGGUCGGAGAGGACUCUGCAGGUCUCCCACAACACAGGUCAGCUCGUCAGCCCCAUCAUGGUCCAGCAGGGGGAGAAGACCGUGCGCCCUUCCAUUUUCGGAGCCGGCAUCACCAUCCACUCCAUCGCUACCAGUGCGUCCCCGACCCGUCAGACCCCACCCCGCUGGAGACCCACAGCCAGCCCCCACACAGCCCCCGCAGGGACGGUCCCGCGCCUUGUAGACCAACACAUCUGGUCCCAGGAGGCAGCGGUGAUGUUCGUGGACGCAGGGAUGGUUGAGAUACUGACCCCACUCCAGGACCCGGCUUCCCCGGCCUUCGAUUUCCAGAAAUGCCUGGUGAACGUCCAGAAGGUUCUCAUGGAUCCCCAGCUCAAGGCUGACAAGUGCAGAAUAGAGCUUCUGGAAGGAGAGUUCCAAGGCCAGAUAUUCACCAUCGACAUGAACAGCGAGCUGAGGCUGUCCGCCCAGGUGGUCCCGCGGCCAGGCGCCACCCUCAUUCCGAUGGUGAAAGUGAGUAACCCGCACGCCCUGGGGCUGCAGGCCAACUUCUAUGACUUCGGUACCACCUGGCAAGGCAACGCCAAGUAUAAGCUGGACAUUCACCUCAAGCAGCAAUACCACUGGGGCCGGUCCGACAUCAAUUUCCUUUCCAGCAUAAAGCAAAGCACCAUCUCCUCCCUCACUGUGGACAUAGCCAAUAAGGAAAUGUCGUGCAUAGAUAUCAAGCCACUGUCUGCGCUCAUUUCCGUGGGCUGUGACGAACAUAAGAGGCUCGUCGUCCAGAACAAAGUGUCCAACUACAUGAGCUGCCACGAACCCAAUAAGAACAACCCGCUGCAGUGGCCAGAGGCUGAGUACCAGAUCCUGGGCGGCCCCACGGAAAACAAGAUCAUUUUCGAGCAAAGAAACGGGAUCUACGUCUUCUUAAUUUCUGUCGUGGAUCCCUACUACAGCCUGAGUCCAGGCCUGGGGGCUGGACCCUGUGACAGCUGCCAGACACAGAGGACGGCCGACUGAGAACCAGCAGGAACUGAAGUGGCGAGGGGAUGGCCUGGUGGUUACGGGUACCGGGCCCCAUGGUGCGAGUCCCUAAUCUGGCAGCUUGCUUUCUCUCUUUCUCUCUCAACAAGUUAAAAUAAUAAUAACUACUUUUGACUCCUGAGAGAAGCAUAGAGAAGGGGUGGCCGUGUGGCCCUCACCCCUGGGGGUGACGUCUCACCCUCCCUCUCUGUGUCUCUGGGGAGUGCAUGUACCCUAUCGCAAAGAGAAAGGAAAAAACAAUGCCAGGCUCACAUGUGUGUGUUCCAAGAAAUAGAACAGAGUAAAGGGGACCCAAGCACCCAG
This is a messenger RNA of Tupaia belangeri chinensis (Chinese tree shrew), 2535 nucleotides long. RefSeq names its product catsper channel auxiliary subunit delta (gene CATSPERD). The coding region runs from base 88 to 2208 and encodes 706 amino acids. The transcript is spliced from 19 exons. Gene Ontology annotation, biological process: sperm capacitation; flagellated sperm motility. Gene Ontology annotation, cellular component: sperm principal piece; CatSper complex. Lineage: Eukaryota; Metazoa; Chordata; Mammalia; Scandentia; Tupaiidae. The record is from RefSeq and is a predicted model, not a curated record.